Phytophthora nicotianae INRA-310 is the source of this 855-nucleotide messenger RNA. RefSeq lists its product as hypothetical. The record is from RefSeq and is a predicted model, not a curated record. NCBI's taxonomy places the organism in Eukaryota, Oomycota, Peronosporomycetes, Peronosporales, Peronosporaceae. Bases 1 to 855 code for a protein of 284 amino acids. The transcript has a single exon.
AUGAAGUCUCCUAUGUCGUUUGUGCAGAUGCUGCGGGAGCUAGAGUGCGUGAAGUUCAAGACAUCUCCGGCGGUUCUGAUGGCCGUCUUCAGUGGGCGCCUGGGCUCAAGAGGUCUUACCGUCAUGCACUUCAAGGAGGCGAGCGAAAUGUCGUGCUUGGAGGAUGGCUCGACCAACUCGUCGCGCGAGCGAGUGAAAAGCUGUACGGACCGUCAUUUUGUCAAGGAAAACCUACCGCAACGUGUCAAUUUGGUGACAUGUGAAGGUUCCGAACAGCACACCUCUGGUGCCAACGUGCCUCCCAUCUGCGCUACGGAUGUACAGCCACCUUUGAUUACACAGUCCGGGUCGACCAUACAGUCACCCAAUGCUAUACAGCAACCUUUGACUAUACAGUCUGAGUUCCCAAUACAGAAACUCUCCACCGAGACGUCGCUUUCCGCUACCAAAGACAGCACGUUGAUGGCCCUUAAGCUCGUACGACCGGCUGUAUCAAGCGAGGUCGCGGCCAGAGCACACGAUAAUGCGAGCCAGCGCCGUGAUCUUCUCCGAGAACUACAAACAGCAACAAUGGCUGAGGUUUUCUCGAGGUUUGACGUCACACCGCCUGCAAGUAAUUGCCCCACGUCACAGGAAGGAGCGACUGGCACGGAGUUCUUACUUAACAAGCUCCUCCAGCAAGCGUUGUCAGAUCUCGCACGUCGGUCGGCCUUAUCGCCGUCCGAAUUUGUGGAGCUGGUUCGAGGGCAAACUAUGAGUGAUUACCGGCCAAACAAGAACAUGGUGCCGACUGUCUUGGAAAAUGUGUGCAAGGGCUACAGCCAUUUGGAUCUGCUCCAGAGAAUUGUUCAGUAA